Molecule: messenger RNA, 1291 nt
Organism: Dalotia coriaria
Lineage: Eukaryota; Metazoa; Arthropoda; Insecta; Coleoptera; Staphylinidae
Product: choline transporter-like protein 1
Biological process (GO): transmembrane transport
Molecular function (GO): transmembrane transporter activity
Source: RefSeq, a predicted model, not a curated record
CAAGUGAAAAAUGAUUCGCACGGAGUAAUUCUGCUUCCGCUAGCCGCCACCGUGGUGACGUUCGUCAUUGUUUUUUUGAUCUAUGCAACGCGAAAACGCAUUCAAAUGAUUAUUCAGGUCUUCAAAGAGGCCAGUAAAGCGAUUGGCGAUAUGCCGCAACUGUUUAUUCAACCGGCAAUUUCGUUUGUCGCAUUUCUGGUAUCGGCCAUUGGGUUUAGCUCCUUUCAACAGUGUUUUAAAGCUGGUAUUAAGGAAAACGGGUAUUUCAAUCCUGACGAUAUUGUGAUCUGCACGUACAUAUUUCUGAGCUGGGGUGGUAUUUGGCUCACAUAUUUCUUCAAAGGAUGCCAGAGUAUGGUCAUUGGUGGAACCGUUGCUACAUGGUAUUAUCGAAGAGAUAAAUCGGACUUGGGAUCGCCGAUGUGGAGGACAACCAGCAAUAUGUUGCGUUAUCACAUGGGCACUGUUGCUUUCGGUUCACUUUUGAUGCUGCUUAUGGAAAUCAUAAAGAGCAUUUCCGAUUUCUUUACGAAACGCAAAAUCGCGCGCGUUUGUUGCUGCUGCUGUGCUUGUAUCUGCUGUAUGCUGAAUAAGUGUAUAAAAAACUUUGAGGAAAUUAUAAAAUAUUUCACCAAGAUGUCUUAUAUUAUGACUGCUAUUCACGGCGUGUCGUUUUGCACCGGUUGUCGCGAAGGAAUGAUACUACUGCUCAACCAUGCGUUUUCACUAAUGCAACUGAAAUGUUUUUGCAAGUUCGUCCUUGGUCUGCUGCAGUUGAUUAUCGUCGCCAUUGUUAUUAUCGUAUGCAGAAAUAUUGCACGUCCAGAUAGUGCCGAUUUCGUAUCGGUUGUUUCUGGUAUUUUCGCGUUUUUUGCCGCUAAUACUUUCCUCAGUCUUUAUAAUAUCGCGAUCGACACGAUCUUCUUGUGCUAUUGUGAGGAUCUGGCUGAGAAUGAUGGCGUCUCGAAACCGUAUUUCAUGUCCAGGGAACUGAUGUGUUUCAUGGAGGAUUCUAAGAGGACGUUGAGUGAUAUUGUGAGGGAUAUGGCAGGUGAGGUCGAUAUGCCUGGUCGAGUCGUGCGUGGACAUGAUGAUGGUCCAAAUGCGCCUUCAAUGGGCCCCAUCUGAUUACCUUUUUAAAAAUGUUCUUACGUCUUUUUUCCAUCGUUUUCAAUUGUUAUUCAUGGUUUUAUGAUCAACGAAAAGUUUAUAUACUUUAUACUUUUUUAUAACAUUGUAUUAUGUACUUCCGAGUAUUUUAUCAGUAUAAUAAAUUUUUGAUAUAAUAGAA